UCCACCCCUCCUUGCCCGCCUCCGCUCUUGUUGAUUGGCUAGGAAAACCCACCAAUGGAGAGGUCAGGGAGGCGGGCCUAGAACGCGGGCUGGAAGAAGAAAAGCAAAUUUCAAGUUGGCGGCUGCGUGGGCCCGAGUGGGGGAGGGACGGCAGGUUUUUCUCACUGGAUCUCUGCGUAUCCAGGCCCCCUCCACCAUGGCCAGCCGGGGUGGGGGCCGGGGUCGUGGCCGAGGCCAGUUGACCUUCAACAUGGAGGCUGUAGGCAUUGGGAAGGGUGACGCUUUGCCUCCACCCACUCUGCAGCCCUCUCCACUCUUCCCUCCCUUGGAGUUCCACCCGGUGCCUCUGCCCGCAGGAGAGGAAGGGGAGUAUGUCCUGGCGCUGAAGCAAGAGCUGCGUGGGGCCAUGAGGCAGCUCCCCUACUUCAUCCGGCCAGCUGUCCCCAAGAGAGAUGUGGAACGUUACUCAGACAAGUAUCAGAUGUCUGGGCCGAUUGACAACGCCAUCGAUUGGAACCCUGAUUGGCGACGACUACCCAGCGAGCUCAAGAUUCGAGUGCGGAAAGUCCAGAAGGAGCGGACCACCAUUAUCCUUCCCAAGAGGCCCCCUAAGAGCACAGAGGAUAAGGAGGAGACGAUCCAGAAACUAGAGACUCUAGAGAAGAAGGAGGAGGAAGUGACUUCAGAGGAAGAUGAAGAGAAAGAAGAGGAAGAGGAGAAGGAAGAGGGGGAGGAAGAGGAGUACGAUGAAGAGGAGCAUGAGGAGGAGACUGAUUACAUCAUGUCAUAUUUUGACAAUGGAGAGGACUUUGGAGCCCUCCCGUGUGGACACAUUGAGGAACGCCUGUGCAGUGCUGUCUGAAGGCAUUGCUGAGGAAAGCACAGGCUCUCCCACGGACUACCCCAGCCCUCGGCCCCCAGCAGCAUGAGGACGUGAGCCUGCUCCAUGUUCACCAGGGCGCCAGCCCUCUCCUCUCUCACACUUGACCUUGAUCGCGUCCUUAUUUACAAAGAGUGAUUGCAGCUAUUUUUGUGCAGAGAGUCAAGAAGGCUAGGGGCCCGGAGAGAGGAGUGACUCACUGCUUUCAGCUUACGCGGUUCUCCUCCAGGAGCUGGAGAGCCCACACUGAAAGGCAUAUUUAGGGAACUCCCUAAAUAUACAGUUCUUUACUGACA
Rattus norvegicus (Norway rat) is the source of this 1176-nucleotide messenger RNA. Lineage: Eukaryota; Metazoa; Chordata; Mammalia; Rodentia; Muridae. The record is from RefSeq and is a predicted model, not a curated record.